UAUCUCAGUUAAUUAGUUAUAGCCUAUGACAACCAUUCCGUGCUGCUUAUUAUCGUAUUUAUCUUCAUUAUGUUAGAAUAUCCGAUUAUUUUAUACUAAUUUGUGGUAGAAAAAGUAUUCAAUAGUAAAAAAAAAAAAUUGUGGAAAAACUAAAAGUAGUUAAUUAUCUAUAAAAUGAUUUAUAAAAUUGUUCUUAUUUGCAUAACAUUACAAGUGACUAUUACUCGAGCUAAUGAAGAAGAUAUUCAGCUGACGCUUCCGAAAAAUAACUCAGAAGUUGAGUAUUUUGUGCAGAAAGGAAUUAAUAAAUUUUUUGAUUACCUCCAAGAAAAUUUUUUUAAAAAUGAGACGACUAAGAUGAAUAACUCAACAAUAGUUAAAGAAGUAAACAAUAGUCUUCUCAAAAUUGUUGGGAAAGAAAGGCAGUAUCAUAUAAAUGUGAAGUAUCCUGUAAAAAAGGAAGUGUUAGAUGAGCAGUAUCGCUUCGCAAAUCCAUAUUACGAUUGUGUGAUUGAUGUUAAGACAAUGGCUGAUGAACCUAUUGAAAUUUGUUGCUACUAUUACUAUGACGCGACCUGCUUCUCAUACUAUUGUACACAGAGACCGCAUAUGGUUACAACUUGCGAUCAGAAGACUGUUUUAAUAGAAAGACAAAAUUAAAAGAUAGAUGGCGCUCUAAUAUGUUAAGAAAAUAUUACAAAAAUAAAAUACAAUUUUAAUGAAAAUAAAAAAAA
Messenger RNA from Microplitis demolitor, 734 nucleotides. RefSeq lists its product as hypothetical. Lineage: Eukaryota; Metazoa; Arthropoda; Insecta; Hymenoptera; Braconidae. The coding region runs from base 175 to 660 and encodes 161 amino acids. The transcript has 2 exons. The record is from RefSeq and is a predicted model, not a curated record.